Engraulis encrasicolus (European anchovy) is the source of this 679-nucleotide messenger RNA. Its product is annotated as THAP domain-containing protein 3-like. NCBI's taxonomy places the organism in Eukaryota, Metazoa, Chordata, Actinopteri, Clupeiformes, Engraulidae. Gene Ontology annotation, molecular function: sequence-specific DNA binding. The transcript has 4 exons. The record is from RefSeq and is a predicted model, not a curated record. Bases 78 to 443 code for a protein of 121 amino acids.
GGGGUACACUUCAGGGGUGCAUUCGGCCGAUUCGGCAACGCACCAGCUGUCAUGGCGCCUCAGUGUUGUGUGCCCAAAUGUGCGUCCUCAAAGAGAAAAAAUCCUACCGUGGACAGACUUUCCACCGUUUCCCCAAAGAGCAGGCACUUCGCCGUGAAUGGAUAAAUCACGUCAAGAGGGAUCCUGGUCCAUAUUUCAAGAUCAACGCUGAGACCAAGGUUUGCUCUGAGCACUUUGAGAAGCAGUGUUUUGUAAAGACCGCCCGUGGUAUCACAGAGCUUAUAAAGGAUGCUGUGGCAACUUUGUUCGCCUGGACUUCAGAGAGGCCAAAGAGGAGAAUCAUCAUUCGCAGACCGAGUACGGAUUCCAUGGAGGUGGAUGAAAACCAGCCUGAUGUGAGAAGGGAUGCCUUGAGGUGGAGCUUUCCCAUGACCAAGAGAUGAACGCUAAACUCAAUAGUUUUUUUUUUUUUCUCCUCCUUCCUGCACUGUAGAAAAAAAGUCAGUCAGUAAACAAAACAAAUGAUUGGAUUUCACAGAUUUGUUUAUUACAAUUUCAGAGAGAAGUGAUGUAUGCAUAAUAAAAUACAUUAUUAUAUAAUAAUAUAACAUUUAGUAUAAUAAGAUGAUCUAUGAUGCACACUUAAAGCAUGAGAGAUUUGUAGAAAUAAACAUCAAUU